This is a messenger RNA of Antechinus flavipes (yellow-footed antechinus), 1169 nucleotides long. RefSeq names its product malectin (gene MLEC). The coding region runs from base 141 to 1040 and encodes 299 amino acids. NCBI's taxonomy places the organism in Eukaryota, Metazoa, Chordata, Mammalia, Dasyuromorphia, Dasyuridae. Gene Ontology annotation, molecular function: carbohydrate binding. The transcript has 5 exons. Gene Ontology annotation, cellular component: membrane. The record is from RefSeq and is a predicted model, not a curated record.
GCGGCGGCGAGCGGGGAAGCAAGUGAGGGAGCGAGCGCGACAUGUCCCCGGCGGCCGCGGCCCUGGCGGCGGGCGGAGCCGGGCGCUGCUGAGGAGCCGAGCCCCUUGCGGCGGGAGGAGCCGGGCCGGGGCCGCCCGCGAUGCUGCUGGGCGCCGGCGCCGGGGCGGGGGCGGCGCUGCCGCUGCUGCUGCUGCCGCUGCUGACGACGGUGCUGCCCCCGCUGCCCCUACUGCUCCUGCUGGGCCUCGGCGGCGCCGUCCCCGGAGCGGUCGCAGUCGCGGGGCUCGGGCUGCCCGAGAGCGUCAUCUGGGCCAUCAACGCGGGCGGCGAGGCGCAUGUGGACGUGCACGGGAUCCACUUCCGCAAGGACCCUCUGGAGGGCCGGGUGGGCCGAGCCUCAGACUACGGGAUGAAGCUGCCCAUCCUUCGUGCCAACCCCGAGGACCAGAUUCUCUAUCAGACGGAGCGCUACAACGAGGAGACCUUUGGUUAUGAGGUGCCCAUCAAAGAGGAGGGGGAUUACGUGCUGGUCUUGAAGUUCGCCGAGGUCUAUUUUGCACAAUCCCAGCAGAAGGUGUUUGAUGUACGCUUAAACGGUCACGUGGUCGUGAAGGACCUGGACAUCUUUGACCGGGUCGGUCACAGCACGGCCCAUGAUGAAAUCAUCCCUAUUAGCAUCAAAAAGGGAAAGCUGAGUGUCCAGGGGGAAGUGUCCACCUUCACGGGGAAGCUCCACAUCGAGUUUGUCAAGGGGUACUACGACAAUCCCAAAGUCUGUGCACUAUAUAUCAUGGCUGGGACCAUAGAUGAGGUGCCAAAGCUGCAGCCUCACCCAGGCCUGGAGAAGAAGGAGGAAGAGGAGGAGGAAGAAGAGUACGAAGAAGGUUCCAACGCCAAGAGGCAGGCCAGCAAGAACCGGGUCCAGUCGGGCCCCCGGACUCCCAACCCGUACGCCUCGGACAACAGCAGCCUCAUGUUUCCCAUUCUCGUGGCCUUCGGCGUCUUCAUUCCGACCCUCUUCUGCCUCUGUCGGCUGUGAGGACGCAAGGCCAUCGGGGGGGGGGGAGAAGGGAGGACAGAGGAGACCGAACUUGAUCGGGUUUGGUUUCUUGAUGUUUUUCACAAUUUAUUAACAAAAAGUUUUUUAAAGAGGCAGAACGAGGAGAGA